This is a messenger RNA of Exaiptasia diaphana, 674 nucleotides long. RefSeq lists its product as uncharacterized. The record is from RefSeq and is a predicted model, not a curated record. NCBI's taxonomy places the organism in Eukaryota, Metazoa, Cnidaria, Anthozoa, Actiniaria, Aiptasiidae. Bases 60 to 626 code for a protein of 188 amino acids. The transcript has 5 exons.
UAAAUACAGCGAAAGGAAGCUAGUGGGUAUCACUCGUACAAAGUAUCGAUCUCAACAACAUGAAGUCCGCCAUUGGUCUCGUUUUACUGUUCGUGGCUCACAUCUAUGCCGAGGAGUAUGCCAUGGAUGACCAGGCUACCUCUGAUCGUCAUCCUUAUGUGCAAUGUAAGAUUGACUUGUACGACUGCAUUCGACUUGACAAGAAGGYAAAUAAAGAAUGCCUGGUUGACUACAAGAACUGUAUGGCUGUCUUGGUACCCAGCGUUCCUCCCACCAUCACRAAGUGCAACAAGGAAUUGAAAACCUGCCUUGCUGCAAGCAGUGGUAUUUGGGCUAAAGCCAAAUGCUUUGCAAGCUACGGRAAAUGCUUGAUUCCUACUGAACACCCAUAUUUUAAAUGUAAAAUCGACCUCGGAACAUGCUUGAAAGAUGGAACCAAAGGCAAGAUAGAAUGCAUGAGAGACUACAAAAACUGCAUGGCACAACUUCUCCCCACUGUACCCCCCUACGUUGCCGCCUGCAACGAACAAUUCUCAACCUGCCUAUCUAUUGCUGGAGACUUCUUGGAAGUCAGUCAAUGUUCCGUAGACUAUGGAAAAUGCAUUAAAAAAGGAGGCAGCUCAUAAUACCAACAAAAAUGUUCUAAUGUUUACAUUAAAUAACGUUAAAAAUAA